Molecule: messenger RNA, 957 nt
Organism: Knipowitschia caucasica
Lineage: Eukaryota; Metazoa; Chordata; Actinopteri; Gobiiformes; Gobiidae
Source: the annotation of a GenBank genome assembly
AUGCUCGCCUUAACCAGCCUCUCUCACACCGCUCGGCUGCGCUGGCUUCUUGAGCUCUGGGGUUAUGGGAUAUUGGCUGAGAUUGAGGCUGAGACCGAGGCUGAGACCGAGGCUGAGAUCGAGGCUGAGAUCGAGGCUGAGAUCGAGGCUGAGAUCGAGGCCUGGAUCGAGGCUGAGAUCGAGGCUGAGGUCGAGGCUGAGAUCGAGGCUGAGAUCGAGGCUGAGACCGAGGCUGAGAUCGAGGCCUGGAUUGAGGCCUGGAUCGAGGCUGAGAUCGAGGCUUGGAUUGAGGCUGAGAUCGAGGCUUGGAUUGAGGCUGAGAUUGAGGCCUGGAUCGAGGCUGAGAUCGAGGCUUGGAUCGAGGCUGAGAUCGAGGCUGAGAUCGAGGCUGAGAUUGAGGCUGAGAUCGAGGCUGAGAUCGAGGCUAAGAUCGAGGCUGAGAUUGAGGCUGAGGUCGAGGCUGAGGUCGAGGCCUGGAUUGAGGCUGAGAUCGAGGCUGAGAUCGAGGCUGAGAUCGAGGCUGAGAUCGAGGCCUGGAUCGAGGCCUGGAUUGAGGCCUGGAUCGAGGCCUGGAUCGAGGCCUGGAUCGAGGCUGAGAUCGAGGCUGAGAUCGAGGCCUGGAUCGAGGCUGAGAUUGAGGCUGAGAUCGAGGCCUGGAUCGAGGCUGAGACGCCAAAGAGCAGAACUGACGACAGAGAUAGAUCCACAGAGACGUGUUGUUGCUGCACAGUCAACACUAACAACAAACUAAAGCAGCAGCAGCGACAGAAGACCUUGGUGCAGAUGUGUGAGGUGAGGAUGGUUGGAGGCGAGUUUCUGCUCCAGACCUUGGUGGUGAUUGCACGGCUCGCACUGGGACCGGACCAGAGGCUUUUUGCUCCGGUCUUUCAUCUUAUCCAUGAGGGAGCAGUCUCUGAGGAGGAUACAAGACAACAACAUAACAAUGUGCUCCCGUAA